AUGGGCAAGUGGCGUUAUGGCGUCGUUCUAGACGCUGGAUCAUCUGGUACCCGUGUACACGUUUAUCGAUGGUUGCGCAAUACUGUAGCGCGCAAGUAUGCGCACCCUGAUGAGCUGAAAUCCUUGCCGGAGAUCAAAACAAAAGAGGAUUGGGUCAAGAAGAUUCAUCCCGGUGUCUCGUCUUUUGCCGAUAGACCAGAAUCUGUUGGAUCAGAGCACUUGGAAGAACUUCUUCAACAUGCGAAAAGUAUCGUACCUAAGGAGGACGCCAAGGAUACUCCGAUCUUUCUUCUCGCCACAGCUGGCAUGCGUCUUCUCGGAAAUGUGGACCGACAGAUGCUUCUUGACCAAAUAUGCUCCUACGCGCGUACGAAUACCGAAUUCCUACUACCUGAUUGCAGUGCCCAUAUUCAGGUGAUCCCGGGUGUCACAGAGGGACUUUACGGAUGGAUUGCGACGAAUUAUCUGAUGGGCACUUUUGACUGGCCCGAGAAACACGAUCAUGGGAAAGGACAUUCUACCUACGGAUUUUUGGACAUGGGUGGGGCCUCUGCUCAGAUUGCAUUUGCGCCAAACGCCACAGAAACGGAGAAGCAUGCGAACGAUCUCACCCUUCUGCGACUGCGGAAUAUCGAUGGCUCAGUACAAGAACACCGAGUCUUCGUAACCUCAUGGCUAGAAUUUGGCGUGAAUGAGGCUCGGAGACGCUACUUGGAAGCUUUGCAGUCCGCAACAAAUCCAUAUAUUCGAGAGUUGCCGGAUCCAUGUCUUCCAGAAGGUCGACGCACUACCUUGGAUGGGAAGGAGAUUUUUGGGAACGACGUAGAGUCAUUCUUGAUAGGCACAGGAAGGUUUGACGAGUGUCUUCGUCAGACCUUUCCCUUGCUGGACAAGAACGCUCCAUGCGCAGACCACCCAUGUCUUCUCCAUGGCAUCCAUGUUCCGGCUAUCGACUUUGAUGUCAACCAUUUCAUCGGCAUCAGUGAAUAUUGGCAUACUACUCAUGAAAUUUUCGAGAUGGGCUACAAAGAAAAGGCAUACGACUUCAACACCUAUCAGCAGCGAGUACAGACGUUCUGUUCUCAAGACUGGCAUUCCAUCGAGACUGGCAUUGAUGACCACACAUGGGGCAAGAAGAUCACUCGCGAAAGGGCAUCCGAGAUAUGCUUCAAGUCAUCAUGGAUCAUCAACAUGCUGCAUGAUGGCAUUGGUAUCCCCCGUGUUGGCCUGGAAGAAACUUGGAGUGAUCACAACGGCACUGAAGAAGUUUUGUCUCAUGCUAAAGAGAAGGGCUAUAUUGAUGCUUUCCAACCUAUGAAUAAGAUUGACUCAACCGAAGUCAGCUGGACCCUUGGCAAGAUCGUUCUAUAUGCGUCAUCCCAGGUGCCCAUGGAUCUUGAGGAAGAGUCUAUGCCAGUGGGCUUUGGCAGCAAUGUUCCCGGUGUCCCUGCGGACUUCCAAUACCCUAGCGUUGCGCUCCUUCCUGAUGCUGAUGGCUUCCACAGUGAACACUGGCAUGAUUCCCUGUUUGAUGGGGACUCACCGCGUCGAGUACCUGGUUUCCUCCUGUUCUUGUUUAUCGUUGCUCUGGCAGGCUUUUUCCUGUGUGGACGCAGUCGUCGCCUGCGGGUAUACCACCGCAUCAAAAGUGUGAUCCGUCGUGGUGGACCUACUCAUCCCAACCACCCCAAGAAACGGAAGCCUUUUGGCGGUAUGCUUCCAUUCCUCAAUAGUACUGGACCCUCCUACGAACUUGUGGAGGAAGGUGCUCAGGAGUUUGAACUGGGCGUGACCGACUCCUCUGAUACUAGUGAUCUGGAUGGUGGUCGAGCCUCUGAGGCUGACCUCAUUAAUCCGACUCUCAAGCGAGCUUCCAGCUGGAGCAACACUAACCCUCCUACUUUGAAGUAUACCCUCGACAACAGUUCUUCAGGAACGAUUGGUCUUGGCAUCAGUGGCGGUUCAGGAAUUGCUAUGGAUCGGGCUGGCUUGGUGGUGAGGACAGAGAGCCGAGAUCAUCUAGCUCCCGUUGCAUUGGGGCCUACCACGAAUGGACGUCGAUCUAGAAGUGGCAGCCCCACGCGAUCCCACCAGAAAUCACCAGUCAUGAGUCCAUUGGCCGAUGAGUAA
Penicillium taxi is the source of this 2130-nucleotide messenger RNA. RefSeq names its product putative nucleoside diphosphatase (Ynd1). NCBI's taxonomy places the organism in Eukaryota, Fungi, Ascomycota, Eurotiomycetes, Eurotiales, Aspergillaceae. Bases 1 to 2130 code for a protein of 709 amino acids. Gene Ontology annotation, biological process: nucleoside diphosphate catabolic process. Gene Ontology annotation, cellular component: membrane. Gene Ontology annotation, molecular function: nucleoside diphosphate phosphatase activity. The transcript is spliced from 4 exons. The record is from RefSeq and is a predicted model, not a curated record.